Molecule: messenger RNA, 2877 nt
Organism: Cladophialophora immunda
Lineage: Eukaryota; Fungi; Ascomycota; Eurotiomycetes; Chaetothyriales; Herpotrichiellaceae
Exons: 5
Coding region: 1-2877 (958 amino acids)
Biological process (GO): regulation of DNA-templated transcription; DNA-templated transcription
Molecular function (GO): DNA-binding transcription factor activity, RNA polymerase II-specific; zinc ion binding; DNA binding
Source: RefSeq, a predicted model, not a curated record
AUGGCCGCCGGCGAAGGCGUGCGUUGCCGCGCAGCGCGUGCUUGCAAGAGGUGUCAUGUUAAGAGAAUCAAGUGCGACGCCAUUGAGGGCGGCAUGCCCUGCACCGGAUGUCAACAGGCCGAGAAUAGUGAAUGCAGCUUGAUGCCAUCGAACAGAGGUACCUACAUUCGAGCAGCAUCCCGACGGGCGAGGCAUCAACAAGCGGAAAGGGUGCGUUCUUCCAUUCUUCGCAGUACGGCUGUGCCUCGCGAUACAGAUUACCAACGAUUUGUCGCGGCCGAAGCAACGACCGAAGAACAGUAUGCAGACCACCAACCUUCACGGAAUCCCGACCCAAUGGCAGGGACUAUGGUAUCGAGAGGAAUCAAUCGUGGUGGCAGAGGUCUCAACUCUGUCGCAUCGCCACUGGACCGCCGUGCCACCUCACCCGCAUCUGGUGCCGAUGACACCAACUCUCCAGUAUUGGACCUCGCGACGACAGGUCCGGAGUCAUCUCAUCGGGAACCUUCCUGGACUACGAUGUUUGACGGGCUCUUUGACAAUCUUUCGCAUAACCAGAAGGCCGCUCUCGACAAAUGCUCCAUCACCUAUCUAGGCGAGUCAUUUCCAUUGGGCAUGGUUCUUGAAGAGGUGAAUGAAGGCGGAAGAACGCGCCUCCAUCAUCCCGGACCACCUGUUUCCGAGCCCUCGGUGGUAGAAGAGCCAUCGGGGCAGCGACAUCCCUCGCAUAUGCAGCCAGAAGAUAUCGCGUACCUCAAAGCAAAGGGUGCAUUCACAUUCCCUGAUGCUGACAAGCUCGAUGCAUUGGUAACGACGUACUUGGGACGAGUGUAUCCUCUGUAUCCAAUAGUCAAUCGACAAGAAUUUAUUCGACAGUAUGAGGCCGAUGAGGUCCCGGCCAUGCUAUUGCAUGCUGUCUGCUCAAUAGCUGCGACAUUUUGCGACCUCGCCCUCAUCCACCGUGCCGGAUUUAGUUCGCGGCUUGACGCGAGGUUAGCAUCCUACCGCAAAGCCAAAGCGCUUUUUGAAGUUGGGUACGAGACCGACAAGAUUGUGCAGCUGCAGAGUGCUGUCUACAUGACAUUUUGGGGCGGAGGGCCGACCAACCAUUGGAACUAUUUCAGCUGGAUCGGCACGGCCGUGACGAUCGCAGAGUCUCUUGGGAUUCAUCGGUCGAUGGCCAAUGCUGAUAUGGAUGUUUCUGACAGGAGUCUAUUGAAGAGGCUAUGGUGGACUCUCGUCAACAGGGACGCUCACUGUCAAAGCCUGGUUGGGCGCCCGUUUCGAAUCAACCAAGAACAGGUGGACAUAGAGCCCUUGGUGCCGGAGGAUUUUGAGGAAGAUAUGCGGAGUCCCGAGUUCAAAUCGCAUCCAUUACGAACCGCGUUCGCUCUCUACCAGAUCCACAUGUCACGAUUAUCGCUCAUCCUCAAAGAUAUUGUGAACGCUCGAUUUAGACCCGGUAGACUGCAGUCGAGAGCUGCCGUUCUGUACGACAAGUUGCUGCGCUGGCGCCAUGAGUUGCCUGGGGAGCUUCAGUGGGUGGAUGGUGAUGCAAACCUAGACGUCUUUGUGUUAUGCCUCUGCACAUCUUACAACCACCAUUUGAUACUCCUCCACCAAGACCAACCGCCCAUGGGUGGUUUGGCGUCUACUACCCAGGAAAAUUCCUUAUUGAAAAGGUCAAUUCCUUCGCCCGGGAUCGCAGCCAGGAAUAUUACUUGCCUCGUGUACACGAUAUACGCCAAGUCGAACCCUCUUUGUAUCCCACAUGAAACAUUCCAAGGCGUGUUCCUGGCGGAGGCAGUAAUGUUUACACAGAUGAAGGCUUCUGACCUGAUGACCGCGCAGCAUGGAAGAGCGGCGUUGUCCGCUUGUCAGAUGCUGUGGCAUGCAGUCUUGGAAACUUGGGACGCUUCACCUUGGAUCCUGCGUCUGUUCGACCAUCUGGUCGGGCGUCUCGGCCUUCCAAGCGACAGGCAGAACGACCCUAGCUGGGUAGCGACGGCCAUUAACCUCCUCACUGCCUCCGUGGUAAGAGAGGCCAGCAAGGAAAUUCAGACAGGACAUCAUGUCCAACUUGACUGGCCGCUACAUAAUCAAGAGUUCCCCGGGUACAAUCGCAAACCCUUUGAGCACAAGAUCAUCGACCACAAGCCCCUGGGCAUAUGUGGCUUUGAUGACGAAAUCCACAUGAAUACACAGAGCGGCUCGCAGUGGGACGGACUGAAACAUGACGGCUACGGCAAUGGCCGCAAUGUGUUCUACAACGGCCUGACUUAUCAGGAGGCGAGCCGAUCUACCACGAACGGAACACAUAACUGGUGCGAGAGGGGCGGCAUUGUCGGUCGAGGCAUCUUGGUGGAUAUGGUCAGAUUUUACGAGAGGAGAGAUGGGCAAGCCCCGGAUCCGUGGACGCGGUAUGAGAUCCCACUGGAUGACCUCCAGACCGCCCUCAAGGAUCAAGGCACGGUGCCUAGGCAGGGGGACAUCUUCAUGAUUCGUUCAGGCUACGUUAAGCGUCACAAUGAAGCGAGUUCCAAAGAGCGGGAAGCCUGCACGUUCGGUAUAGGUAAACCGGCCAUCGGGGUAGCCGCGGACGAGGAAACUGUUCGGUGGAUGUACGACCAGCACUUUGCGGCCCAUGUUGGCGAUACAGUGGCAUUUGAAGCAUGGCCGCCUUCUCCGGCCAGGGACUACAGCUUCCACAACUGGUCGCUUGUCUGGUGGGGGACACCACUGGGAGAGCUCUGGGACUUGGAAAGUUUGGCAGUAGCUUGCGAACGGCAUGGCCGGUGGUCGUUCUUCUUCACCAGUGCUCCUCUGCACGUCAAGGGCGGAGUGGCGAGUCCCCCAUGCGCGAUUGCUAUAUUCUGA